Messenger RNA from Didymodactylos carnosus, 740 nucleotides. NCBI's taxonomy places the organism in Eukaryota, Metazoa, Rotifera, Eurotatoria, Philodinida, Philodinidae. The record is from the annotation of a GenBank genome assembly.
UCUUGGCCUUGUGAAAUAGUUUUCAACUGAACUGGAAGUGAGCAGUUGAGAAGUAAAUGCCUCAAGAAGAACUAAAAGAUAUUUGUUGCAUGCUGCAGCGUGAUGGUUAUGUUCAUCUUAAAAACUGUAUCAACAUGAAUGAUAUUAAUUUAGCUGUACGUGCAAUUAACUUUGAACUUGGAAAAGGAAUUAGUAAAGAGGAUAUCGAAAAAAUGAGAAUCAAUGCGAUUUCGUUCGGUGCAGAGCAACUACGUCGUUCAAAAACUAUUACAAAUUUAUUGCAUAAUACAUGUGUUAUCAAACUAGUUGAACAACUAUAUGGCUCAGAAAACAUACAUUUACCAGAAUAUUAUGUACAAAUUGCUCUGAGAUUUCCACAAGAUGUUGAUAAUGACACCGUUUCUUAUCUUCCAUGGCACUUAGAUAAUGUUCAACCAGGCGGUAUGAAAGGUUUUGGUUUGACUGUUGGAAUUUUCUUGAACGAUACACCUAAGCCCAAUUCUGGUAACUUUACUGUGUUUCCCGGUUCGCAUAUUUUACUGGAAAAACACUUUCAAAAUGUUACGUCUUCGACAGCCUUGUACAGACACAAAUAUGGGAAAAUAAUUUUACCUGACGUUGAUGUAGUAAAUGUUCUGGCACAUUUCAGUUUUGGAAAUCAACCAGAUCUUUUGUUAUCGAUGCGAUUAAUCGAAGCGGAACGAUUCUCGAUAUUGGUUGUGCGAACGGGUUUUUUCUAG